CGAUUCGAUAAUCGCUGAGAGACACUUACUCGUUACGUUGUUCCGGUUAAAUACGUCAACGAUCGUUUAUUUUUAGAUAGCCACAAGUGUUUACAGAAAAAAAGGUUUUCCGCCAAAUAAAAGCGAACAGAAAAAAAGAGAAAUCAUACAAUUUGUUUAUUCGCUUUGUUGUCAACAGUCGAUCGGAACAGAUAAAUUUGCGAUUCUGAAAUAAACGCACAUCGUUGUUGUUGUUGCUGCUGCAGUGUUCACAAUGAGUAGUCGUGCAACGAAAAUCGAUAAGCCGCCAAUGUUGCCGCCGAAGAAAAUUGCACCAGAUCCCGAUUAUGAAAUCAUCGAAUUUUCUAAUGAACAAUACUCAAAUGCACAACCCAUCAAAGCUACGAAUAGCAAAUCUCUGGACGGUAUCAAAUGUGAUCUGUGUGGGUCGAUGUCUGCCAAAGUAAAAUGUGAUCAAUGCAAUCAGCAACUGUUCUGCUCAUCGUGUGACGACAUGUUUCAUCGUCAUCCAAAACGAAACACACACAUACGAAAGGCAAUCGUUAUUCAACCGGAGAUAAAGCCACCGUUGCCACCGAAAGGUGAUUAUUUGCUUCCAGUGCCGCCACCACGACGGAAGAAAACCGGAAUGACGCCAUCAUUGCCAAGGAAGGAUUAUACGUUGCCACAGCGACCAGUUGCGCCGCCAAGCCCGGCUUUAUCAUUACGAGAGCGAGUGUCAAGCAUUAAACGGUUGAUUGUUCCCGGUAGUAAAUCACCAGAUUCACCUAAUAAAAAAGAAGUACAACAAUUCAAUAACUCACGGCCGGGAACGCCGAACUCUGACUCUUCAUCUAAAUUGCCAUCUCUUGCAAUGGAACGCAUCAAAAUUCACACCAGCAACGCGCGCGAUCGAAUGGAAAUCAUGCAAAAGCGGUACCACGAGUAUCAAGAUUCACUGAACACAUCGGGCGGAAACAGCGAAUCAAAUCGAGCAUCAAUGAAUGCAUCUCCUUUCGAACGAAUUAACAAUGACAAUCGAAAUUCAGCGAAUCGAUCUAAUUCAUUUGGCCCACGAAUUAGAUCCGGCAGUUUUUCCAAUUUUCCGCGCCAUUUUAAGAAUGGCAACGCUCAAAUUAAUCAAAAUUUCAACGAUUUCGAUGAUAUUACAACACAGGAUGAAGGCACACUAUCCGAUUCACAAUCGCGAGCAUUCAGCUCAUCCGUGCAAGACUUAAACAAUGGCCGCACUAAUGCUAAUUGGCAAAUGCCACCGCAACAAUUUGGUCCGCCACCGCAAUUCAUGGGCUAUGCGCCCAAUCAACCAUUUCCGUAUCAUAAUCACAUUCAGCAAGGGCCGUGCAUGAAUUGUAGUCAGCAGCAAUUGUGGAACCCGCAUGGAGCCGAGCCACAAUGGAAUGCAAAACAUUUGAAUGGAUCAAAUAUGAGCUUGAAUUUACCAUUUUAUCCACAACAGUUUGAUAUGAACGGUACAACAUGGAUGAAUAAUGGAAGCUAUCGAAAACCAGACGGUUAUCCGUAUAACUUUGGAAUGAUACCGAAUGCGUAUCCAUUCCCCAUCUCAAGGCCACAUUCGCGUGUACCAUCUCGUGCUGCAUCUCCGGCGUUGAGCCAAAAAUCGCGCAAAUCUUCAGUUUCUGCUAGAAAUCUACCGUAUCGCCAUAGCUACAUGGAACAGCAUCCAACCGAUGACGAGAGUUCCGAGAGUAUGACCAGUUACAUAGAUGAUUUGGAUAUGCGACGCAAGGGUGGUGAUAGACGUGAUAGUGCCGGCAGAUCGAUUCGUUCGUCUCGACAAAGUUUGAAGAGUUCUCCACAGCGCAGUUUUGAUGAGGAUAGUGAAACAUUUGCACGUCGCACAUACAGGCAAAGUGCACGUGAACGACGAGCUAGUUCAUCGGCACGGUCGAUUUCAUCAAGAUCUGAACGACGACCAUCUCAACGCGUUCGAUCCGAUUCGACACAGGAUUCGGAAACGGAAAUGGGUACUCGAGCUCUUGUUCAAGCGAAAAUUCUUGAGAAAGUUGCACAAGCGUCGUCGAUGGAUGAAAGUUCGAGUGAGCUCUGGAAGCCGAAGCCAACAAUAAAAGCAAAAAUUGAGAAGAUUGCAUCGAUCCCAACUACACCAUCUGCGCCAGUUGUACCAGUUGUACCAGUUGCAUCACCCACGUCCAAAACAGUUCCAGUAAAAACCACAAAAACCGUUUCAAAGCCAGUUGAUCGUAGAAAGAGCGUGGAAAAGGUUACUAAGCCAAAAGUUUCAACUGAACAAACUAACAAAACGGUUACAAAAGUUGUAAAGCCAGUGGCCAAGACGAAAGCCGAACCUGAACCUCUCAAAACUGAACCAGAGCCGAGUGAAGCCGAUUUGAAUAGUGUUCCAGACAUCGCUCCCGAAGGUAAACCAAAAACACCCGACUAUGAUUGGACUUGCGAAUACUGCACAUUUGUCAACGAACCGAAUGUAAAAAUCUGCGCCGUUUGCUGUAAAACCCCAUCGGCGACGGCCAUUCGAAAGCAAGCCAGCCCGGAGAAAGAGAAAAAACCACCGAUGAAUGGCCGAAUUAACGAUUCGAUGGAGAAAGAAGGCUUCUGGAUGGCUUCGACAUCGGACGAUGAUAUUUCUGAGCUUCGAAGUUAUGAAAGCAAUGGAAGCGAAGAAAUUGAAGAAGAAGAAGAGGAUGAUGUUGAUGGUGAUGAAGAGGGAGUGGAAGAAGAAGAAGAAUUAGUUGAAGAAUCGGAUUUGGAAUCGGAAGUUGAAGAAAGCGAUAAUGAUUUAGAAGUUAUGAAAAUUUUAGGACAGACUCAGCAACACAUUCAAAAUGAGCCACAACCAAUUCCAAUUGCAAAUCACACCGUUGCGAGUGGGUCCGAGAAAAAGGCUAAUGAAACGAUACCAUCAAAAAAUGAUGGCGUUAUCAAGAAAAACGUUGACGAUGAAACACUUUCACAAAACACUGCAAACAAUACGAAUACACACAAAGACACACAUGAGCAUAUUAGCGAACGGAUUGUCGUACAGGAGGCCCCGGCAUCUGACCAGCCACCGUCAAUGCAUUCCACUCAAGGUCCAACAGAAGAAUCUCUCCCAACCCAUACAGACAACCAAAAUCAAAACCAAAGUUCAACAUUAGACAACAAUAUAUUGGCUUACAUUGACCAGAGCUUAAAGACGCUUAUCGGAUCAAAUACCAACAACAACAAUAAUAACCAUCUCAACCAUUUAAUUCCGACAACUCCGUUUUUACCAACGGGACCUCAUCUAAAUGCAAUACAAUUGCAAACCAUUGCUUCGAAUAUUCAGAACCGUCGAUCAAUGAAUGAUUUGGAUUUAUACAAAGUUUUAUUGGGCGCAAACAACUAUACAUUCGAUGAAAUUCAAGUUGCUUUGGCAAACUGUCCAGAUGGUGAUCCAUUGGCAUGGCUAAAUGAAAAUUGGACUAAGUUAAUUGAAACGGUGCAAACGCUCGCAACAAAGUAUGGCCAAGAGCACAAAGAGAAUAUCGUUGGUACAAUAUCAUCGGCUGGAGCACGUGAAGUGUUGAUCAAGAAUAAAGGAAGCGUAUGGCAUGCAGUCACUCAGUGUAUUGAACAACGGCAACAGGCAUACAACACUAUUAAAGGGCAGGGCAAUUAUUCUCGUGAAGACAUUGUUUCCACUUUGACUGCCCACAACGGCAAUGUUGAGAUGGCAAUGGCUGAACUCAAUCGGUUACAAAUGAAGCCAUUUUUACUAAAAAUUCAAAGCUCCCCAGCUGCACCUGAAAUUGAGCCUCCGAUUCAGAACGAACAGCCUUCUACUUCUACCAGUGUUCAACAAGACAAUCAAACACAAGAAACUGAAACUUCAUCUAAGGAGAAUGACUCUCAAGUGAAUGACGAUAAGCGUGAUAUUCUGCGAGACAUUGAAGCUAUCAUUGGCAGCAUGGAAGAAAAGCAGUCGAAACAAACCGAAACUCUAUUGAGCACAAUUGAAAAUUUAGUCGGUAAUAUUAUUAUGUCGCACACCAGUCGAUCAAUGUCCAGUGCUUCGAGCUUCUCUGGGUUAGAUCAUAGUGAUAAUUUGGAUCGUAUUCAUGUUAAGAGUCCAAUUAUUAUACCAUCAAAGGCUGGAAAUGAAUUUGAUGAGAAUACAGAUGUUGAAACAGAUGUGAAAAAUUUCGUUUCAAGGCAUAUUCAAGAUGUGGUACCAGAUGUGGCUGCAUUGAUAAGCAAAGAACUCGUUGAAACACCCGAACAAAAUGGCCAAAACGGGAGGGAAGAACUCCCGUUGCAAGAAGAAACAGGAAUUAUAAACGGGAUUCAGGAAGAUUUGGCUUCGAAUGUUGUGAGUGCAGGGCCUUUGCAAUCGAUUGAAAUAAUGGCAGAGAGUCAGGCUGAACCAGUAGUAGCCGUUAGUCAAUCGACGGCAGUUGCCGAUCAAACAAUGACAGUACCAAUGGCCACAAAUGCGCCUACGGCUGCUACACUUGAACCAAAGGUGGCCAUAAAUGAAAGCAACGGAAAUAAUAACGAAAUAAUCGAAAAUGAAUUGUCACAAACUUCGAAUAAUAUUACUGGUUUAGCGGAAAAUCAGAGUGGAAAAGUUCAAAGUGUUGAAAAUGAAAAUAUCCCCAUUCAAAAUGGCCAUGCUCAUCCUUUAGAGGUAGCAUCAUCUUCGCAAGUUGAAGUCGCACAACAAUCUCGAACAAAUAAACCGCGAUUUGUUGUGACCAAGUCAAGUGCUCGAUUUACGCAGAAACAAAUUGACAAACGGAGAAUUCGUGAGCUUGAAAAGCUAUUGAAGCGGCAACAAAGAGCACAAAGAAGCCAUUCAUUCUAUACUGAUCGAUCGGACUCACAAAACACGGACUAUUUAUCCGAUUCAACGGUUGUUGCCGAUGACAUAGAAGAUAUCGAAAACGUUAUCAUGAUUCCAUCCGUUUCAAAUGAGAAAACAUUCUCUUUGUCAAUCGUCGAACAAGCUGCACUUGUCGACGACAACAAGGAGCACAAUCAAACAGUCGCCAGAAGUCCAGAUUUAAUGAAUCAACCAUCUUCGAGCAAUACUCAGUCUCAACCAGAUGAAUCAACACCUAAAAUAGAUUCUAUUGAAAACGAUCGCAUUGAAAUGGUGAAAGAUGUGAAAAAUCGCAAUUUAUCCGAAUUAGUUGAGCACACAAAAAGUUUGAUCCAACAAAUGAAAAAUGAAAUUGACGAGGAUAUUGCAAUGUCAGCGUCGGAAUUUGGUGACGGUGACAAUGAUGGGUAUUUAAGCGAUGAAAUUUACUCAGACGAAAUGGGUGAAGGUGAAAGUGAGUUCAGUGAUAGUUGGGAAGAUAUAAGUGACGAUGAGUCUAUUAUUAGUGAAGAAGGUGAAUACAGUGAACAUUACGAUGAUGAACGCAAUGCCGAUUUUCAACGCAGUAGCCAAAGUGUAGAGAGUGAAUUCUUUGUCGAAGCCCGGGAAAAUUUACACAGUGAAAAUGAAUUGGUUUAUGAUGAAAAUGAAGAGAAUGGUGCACUUUUGGAUGAUGUUGUAGAUGAAAAUCGCGAAGUUGAUUCACGAGAAAAUGGUCACAGUGAAAGUGUUGAAGAUUAUGAAGAAAUAGACGAUGGAAAUACUCAAAAUGAAAGAAAUGUUCAAAGUGAUGAAAAUGAUCGAAAUCAAGAUCAUUUUCAAAUUAACGAAAAUGCCCAAAACGAAGAACAUUUCCGAAAUGAGGAAAAUGUCCAAAGUGAAGAGAAUAUUUUACAACCAAGCGAUGCAAGUGAUCAAACCUCAAUCGAUACGAAUAACAAUGUUCAAAGGGAAGAAAACAAUUCUGCUAGUCAAAAUACAGUUUCAGUAGUAUUGACCCCAGAACCAAACGCUAAUGCCAUAGUUCCUCCUGUCGAUGGUAAUUUGUUGGAGCACAUGUUGGAAAUUCAACAAUCGCUUCAAACAUCAUCGAUUGUUUCCGUGAACUUCCGCGAAACUACAUUGAGAGAAAAAUCACAAUCGGUUGAGCCGCAACUUGCUAAUUCACAAAUCAGUUCAGCCAUUCAAUCACCAGAUCAGCCAGAGAUUAUUUCUGAGGAAAGAAGGGAUGUUGAACAUUCAAAUAGUUCUGAACAAACAGAAAAGAGAGAAGAGAAUUUAGAAAAAGAAAAAAGUACUGAGUCAACGAUUGAACCAAUGACAGUAACUACAGUUGAACCAACGGUAGUAGAAGUAACUGCUGAGCAAAUAACCGAACCUAUAAUCGAAGCGAUACUCGAACCAAGCACCACAAACAACGACCAAAUCGAAGAAAAUGAAACAAAUGUUGUGAACCAAAGUGAAAGUGAGAUAGUGCCUCAACCAAUUAGACCAAGUGGUAAUAGUCAGCCAGAAAAUAUUUUACAACCAACUGAAGAGUUAAGCUUUGAUGCUACAAACUCAGAUGCAAUUGAAGAAGAAGAAGAAGCUCACGGUGAACCAGAGCAAAGCACAUUAAACGCAGGUGUUAACGAACACGAAGCAAGUGAAAGUGAAUCAACAAAAGACGAUGAAUCACAGUCACAAUCGGUGUCAGUGUCUGAUAAUCAAGUGUCUCACUCCAACGAUACCGAAUCAGAAAUGGACGAAAUUAGUGUUGAUGUGUCUGCAUCAGACAGUUCAGCAAGCAAAGAUGUAAGUAUUCGUUCAUCAGUGUCAACUGUUUCGGUGGCUAGCGAAAAAUUAGUCGAAUCGUAUCAAUAUAAAAAGAUAACCGUUCCCGUUGUAACACAGUGCAGUUCAAGCAGUAUAAAUGUAAUGCAAUUGAAGAAAAACACAUCCGAAAAAUCGACAGUGAAAAAUAAAAUCCCAGUGCGACGUCCAUCACUGGGCGAACCAUCAGCCAGCAUUCGAAAUAUUCAAAAUGAAUUAUUCAAUAAACAGUUGAAACAACCGCCCAAAUUUGUUAGUAAAAAACCAUCGAAAAUUGUACCACCGAAAGUGUUCUUCAAAUCAAGUCCAGAAGCAAGUAAAAGCACGGCUGUACCUAAAAAAGUCAAACAAGAACAGCCAAAACCAUCAACAUCCAGCGGAAAGCAAUCCAUUCCGAAAAAGAAAUACUAUGAAACGUGCUUCAGUGACGACAACUAUCUAACAGAUACAGACGAUGAAAAACCAAUCACCAGCAUGAAAGUCAUUCCAAAUUUAGUGAAAAUUGUCGAAUCGAAUAUCGAAGAAGAUUCAGAGAUAGUGGCACAGAAGUUGUUACAUGAAGGCAAAGUAUUUUCGUAUGUUGAAGGUCUACUCGCCGCUGAAUUGAUUCAGCAGAAAUUCAAAGAAGACAUUGCAGUUUGGGCUGCUACAGAAGCUAGCGAUUAUGAGCAAGCCAUGCGUCUAUUGCAACAGGAUUGUGAACUGUGCACGGAAAUUUAUCCACUGAAUAAAAUGGUUUCCAUGUUGAAAUGCACGCACAGUUGCUGUGAGGAAUGCGCGAAAAAUUAUUUUACAAUUCAGAUUACCGAUCGAAGUAUUACCGACUGUUCAUGUCCAUUUUGUAAAUUACCUGAUCUCAAUGCGUCUGAGGUGACCGAAGACGAUGCCUUGGAGUAUUUCUCCAAUUUGGACAUUUUAUUGAAAAAUAUUCUUCAAACCGAUGUGCAUGAACUAUUUCAAAGAAAAUUGCGAGACAGAACGCUGAUGCAAGAUCCCAAUUUCAAGUGGUGUGUCGAGUGUUCAUCUGGCUUCUUUGCCCGUCCGCGCCAAAAGCGACUCAUCUGUCCAGAUUGUGGCAGUGUAACGUGUGCUCAAUGCAGAAAGACGUGGGAAGUACAACACGAAGGAAUCACUUGUGACCAAUUUUCUGAGUGGAAAGAUUUGAACGAUCCAGACAAGCAAUUGGAGGGUGUCUCAAAACACUUACAAUUGCACGGAAUUUCCUGUCCAAAGUGUAAAUUCAAGUAUUCACUCGCAAGGGGUGGAUGCAUGCAUUUUACCUGUACGCAGUGCAAAUAUGAAUUUUGUUAUGGCUGCAAUAAACCAUUCAAAAUGGGAGCCAAGUGUGGCCUAUCGGAUUAUUGUGCCAAACUUGGUUUACACUCACAUCAUCCCAGAAAUUGUCUAUUUUAUCUACGUGAUAAAGAGCCAAGGGAUCUGCAAACAUUGCUAAAGAUGCACAAUAUCCCAUUUACAACCGAGCCUGGAGAAGUCAUUCCAGGAACAAACACAAAUGAAGUGAAUAGUGUUCGAAGGCUAUGCCCGAUUCCAAUUCAAAAAGAAACACCAAGUGGUCUGGUGGACACCGUUUGUAAUGGUGAUCUUGAAGAGAAUAGCGCCGGUUUGUGCAGAAAUCAUUAUGUUGAAUAUUUGUGUAUUUUAAUUCGCGAGCAUAUGUUAGAAUCGAUAUCAAUCAUGUCGACUGACGAUUUAGAAACGCUUGUAAGACGGGCAAAUAGACGUCUUCCACCGCGACCAUACGUUUUCCGUCAAGAUCCCAGAAUUUGCAACUCAAUUUAUCAUAACGAAUUGUUUAAG
Sitodiplosis mosellana (orange wheat blossom midge) is the source of this 8470-nucleotide messenger RNA. RefSeq names its product E3 ubiquitin-protein ligase lubel (gene LUBEL). Gene Ontology annotation, cellular component: LUBAC complex. NCBI's taxonomy places the organism in Eukaryota, Metazoa, Arthropoda, Insecta, Diptera, Cecidomyiidae. The record is from RefSeq and is a predicted model, not a curated record. Gene Ontology annotation, biological process: protein linear polyubiquitination. Gene Ontology annotation, molecular function: K48-linked polyubiquitin modification-dependent protein binding; zinc ion binding; ubiquitin protein ligase activity.